ACAUCACCUUUGCACUUCAAACAUCCUCCAUUCAGAAACUCAACUUUCAUAUUCAGUUUUCUAUUGUAAGCAGCUACAAACAAAGCCAUGGGAAAUUGCUUAGUUUUGGAAGAGAAGGUAAUCAGAGUUAUGAAAACUGAUGGAAAAAUCCUUGAAUAUCAAGCACCCACCAAAGUUCAACAAGUGUUAUCAGACUUCUCUGGUCAUGCUCUGUCUGAUUCUUUUUCAGGCUCCCACCAUCUUCAGCCAGAUGCAAAGCUGCUUCCUGGGCAGUUAUAUUACCUUAUUCCUGUUCCAUCACCAUCCCAAAAGAAUAAGAAAAAGAAGGUGAGGUUUUCAAAUCUAGAGGUGAAUGAUGAGCAAGGAAGUCCUGGUGUCAUAAGAAUUAAGUUGAUAAUCAGUAAGCAAGAAUUGCAAGAACUGCUUCAAAAAGGAGUUUCAGUUCAGGAUAUGGUCUCUCAGAUACAAAGUAAACAAAGCACAAAUGGAAUUGACACAUCUGAUACCGACGAUAACUGCAGAGGGUGGAAGCCUGUAUUGGAAAGCAUAGCUGAAGUAAACUAGGAAAGCAUAUCAUGUACUAAACAAUCUCACUCUUAGCUAGAAUUAUCUUACAGACAACGUAGAUAUAUAUGAAAUAUACUGCAACAAUAUGCUUGUCACCAAAUGUCUGCUAGCAUAUAAAAGUAUACCUGCUCUUGAAUCCAUGUCCUUGUGAAUAUUCAUUAUUUUUGUCAUGUUUUGUCAUCAUUUAAAUGGCACCCAGUUAAACGAAUUAAGAAAGGAUAUCGAUCACUCUAGCACAUGCUAAGUCAAUAAAUUAAUAAGUGAAGCUUGUAACUUGCCGUAAUACAACAGUAAUGACGAUAAAAGCCUUUGUUUCCACUUUCCCGCCAACAAAAUGCACAAAUCUUUAUUACCAGGUAUCAAACUCAAGAGCUAGCACUUCGGAUGCCUCAAAGGCAUGGUACAUGCUGUUUUUUAGCAAAUGACUCAUUGGUAAAAGUCCCAACAACCAUUCACCUAACAACAAAUAAGUCUCAAA
Molecule: messenger RNA, 1045 nt
Organism: Durio zibethinus
Lineage: Eukaryota; Viridiplantae; Streptophyta; Magnoliopsida; Malvales; Malvaceae
Source: RefSeq, a predicted model, not a curated record